This is a messenger RNA of Procambarus clarkii (red swamp crayfish), 1318 nucleotides long. RefSeq lists its product as uncharacterized. NCBI's taxonomy places the organism in Eukaryota, Metazoa, Arthropoda, Malacostraca, Decapoda, Cambaridae. The record is from RefSeq and is a predicted model, not a curated record.
GGAGGGGAGGUGGGAUGCUGGUAGGGGGAGGGGCAGGCAAGGUGAGAGGCAGGGAUGGAGGAGUGAGUAAGUGGAAGAUAAGAAAGGGGAGGAAGAGUAUCAAGAGGAAGGAAGGAAACAAAUGACAGCAGCAGCAAGGAAUGAAAGAAUUGAUAUAGAAAGAAUGUAGAAAAGUGUACCUCUGGUCCCUUAUAAAUAGCACACACACACGGCACACAUCAGUUAUCCAGACCAGGUGUUCUCCUGCCCUCCCUGGUCAAGGCUCAACCUCCUCUAACAUGGUGGUGGCUGAAGCGACACCCAGAGCAACAGUUGCUGUGACAUUCCUGGCAGUUGUGGCAGUUAUGCUGGUAGACUCCACACCGACCACUGCUCAAGCAAGUCACAGCCCCAGUGACCUCCUCAGACACCUCUCCCUCCUCUACAAGGGCACUUAUGUCCUCUAUGGAAAUGGGCGACGAAGUGAGCGCGACCUGCCCGAGUGUUCAUCAGCCAACGAAGCAUGUAACGUGGCACAUCGGAGGUUCUGGCUGACGCCUAUUACAGAACGACUCUGCCGGUGUGCUGACCGCUCCGAGUGCCCACUGCACUUCACUGGCCUUAAUGAUACUUUAUCCCAGCAUGUCUCAAAUAGAGCACAACUUAAGUUUUGCGGACCAGUAAUGGAAGAACUGAAUGAGUGUCGAGAAGGAGAUGUGGCCUUGAAGCUGCGUCGUGUUGAAAGGCAAAACCAACCCUUCCCCAGCAGUGCCAUUAGGGAAGGUGCAGACACACACACCACCAUCCUGUGUCAAUGUCCUUGGCCUAACUUAUGGAUGCUGGCUGAAACUGAGAUGCCUUCCCCAACAGAGACUAUUCAUUUCUACACUUGCAACCCGCUGCCCAAGUGCAAGAGGGGCGACGAGUGCGGCCAUAUACGUGCCGAUACUCUGGAGAGUUACUACACGUGUUCAUGUCCCGAACACCAUUUGUGUAUAUUCAAAGGACCCCAGUUGACUCACAACACAUCACGGCUGCACUUCAACGGUCAUGCAUACUCUGGAAUGUGCACAGCUAACUGACCAACAUUAUAUACCCUGUAUAUCCUUUAUCUGCAAAACCAUUGUACAGUGGAGUAUCAGUUAAAUGGAUUGAUUCAUUCCAGGCUCCAUCCACUGCCUGACAACCUCUACAUUUAUAUUGUUAUUUACCGUGUUGCUACUCUAUACCCACAAGUUCUAACGUUUCUAAUGAUACAAAUUGUAGAACAUGCUUUUGUGCAUAUUUCAACUUCAAGAGCACUUUGAAAACAUACAUUUAUAAUAAAGAUACUGUAAUA